GCUCCCCCCGAAGGGGCUAUGUCCAAUGGGGUCUACGUGCCACCCAGCGCGGCCAACGGGGACGUGAAGCCGGUGGUCUCCACAACGCCGCUGGUGGACUUCCUCAUGCAGCUGGAGGAUUACACGCCUACGAUCCCAGAUGCUGUCACGGGGUAUUACCUCAACAGAGCAGGAUUCGAGGCCUCUGAUCCACGCAUCAUUCGUUUGAUCUCUUUGGCCGCACAGAAGUUUAUUUCUGACAUUGCCAACGAUGCGCUGCAGCACUGCAAGAUGAAGGGAACAGCCUCAGGCAGCUCCCGCAAUAAGAGCAAGGAUAAGAAGUACACGCUGACCAUGGAAGACCUGACACCAGCACUUGCAGAAUAUGGCAUCAAUGUGAAAAAGCCACAUUAUUUCACAUAA
Messenger RNA from Fulmarus glacialis (Northern fulmar), 402 nucleotides. It is a transcript of the gene TAF10, whose product is annotated as TAF10 RNA polymerase II, TATA box binding protein (TBP)-associated factor, 30kDa. Gene Ontology annotation, cellular component: transcription factor TFIID complex; nucleus; SAGA complex. The transcript is spliced from 4 exons. The record is from RefSeq and is a predicted model, not a curated record. The annotation marks the transcript as partial. Gene Ontology annotation, biological process: transcription initiation at RNA polymerase II promoter. Gene Ontology annotation, molecular function: RNA polymerase II general transcription initiation factor activity; promoter-specific chromatin binding. Lineage: Eukaryota; Metazoa; Chordata; Aves; Procellariiformes; Procellariidae.